This is a messenger RNA of Coccomyxa subellipsoidea C-169, 873 nucleotides long. RefSeq lists its product as hypothetical. Gene Ontology annotation, molecular function: zinc ion binding. The record is from RefSeq and is a predicted model, not a curated record. NCBI's taxonomy places the organism in Eukaryota, Viridiplantae, Chlorophyta, Trebouxiophyceae, Coccomyxaceae. The transcript has 4 exons. The coding region runs from base 1 to 873 and encodes 290 amino acids.
AUGGACGGCAGCGAUGCUCCGGCAGCGGCGGCCAAGGUGUCGCUGCUCAUGCUGGGGCAGCAGGCCAUCCUGGACGCCCUCCUCUGUUUAGCACACCUGACUGCAGGGAUUGUGAUGGAGGAUGUGUUCAACGCGUUUGCGGUGGCGGCGUUCUUCGAAUUUGUGGUGUUUGCCAUCUUUGAGAUGCGCUACCUGCUGCUGGUCUGGAAGGCGCGCCGCGCCAACUCUCUGGACCCUUGGGCGGCGCAGCGCGAACUGUCUGUGCUUUAUGCGCGGUUCUAUGGAGUGCUGCUCGCCGGAGUCUUCCUCGGCUACCAGCUUCACCUGUGGCUGAAGUAUCUGAUAUUCCCCAUGUACGCCUUCUGGGUACCCCAGAUCGUGUACUGCGCGCGCCACGAUGUCCGCCAGCCGCUGCGGCCGGCUUAUGUAAUCGGCAUCACCCUGACGCGUCUCGCGCUCCCGCUGUACCUCUUCGGCUGCCCCCACAACCUGCUCGGCUGGCAACCGCGCCCGGGGGUCUGCCUCGCCCUCUGCAUCUGCAUGGCAGUUCAGGUGGCGGUGCUGAUGGUGCAGACUCGGUGGGGCCCGCGCUGCUUCAUCCCCAAGCGCUUCCUGCCGGCCAAGUACGACUACCACCGGCGCGCGCCGGCCCGGCCGCUGGAGGCGCCAGAUCAGGCUCGGGGGCCGCGCGACAUCGAGACGGGGGACGCGGGCGUGGAGUGCGUCAUCUGCAUGAACCCGCUGGACGUUGAGCGGACCUCGGCUCGCAUGGUCACCCCCUGCAACCACUUCUUCCACCCCGACUGCCUCAACCGCUGGAUGGAUGUGAAGAUGGAAUGCCCCACCUGCCGGCAGCUGCUGCCACCCACCUGA